Molecule: messenger RNA, 1884 nt
Organism: Vespula pensylvanica (western yellowjacket)
Lineage: Eukaryota; Metazoa; Arthropoda; Insecta; Hymenoptera; Vespidae
Gene: oys
Product: lysophospholipid acyltransferase 1-like
Exons: 12
Coding region: 1-1674 (557 amino acids)
Biological process (GO): lipid modification
Cellular component (GO): membrane
Molecular function (GO): acyltransferase activity
Source: RefSeq, a predicted model, not a curated record
AUGCCUUCAUCAGAGAUACGUCUCGCGGAGACCGUGUCUCAGUACCGCGCGAGAGAAGCACGGAGAAGCACUGAGGAAAGAAGGGAGGAGAACGAGAGUUAUAGUGAUAUAGUGCGUGCCGGGCGUUUGUUGUCCCGGGAAUUUUCUCUUUUUUUUUUUUAUUUAUUGCCCUUGACAAUGGCUAUGGAUUAUUAUGAUGGUUUUAAAACUUUCUCUUGGUUCGGAAACAUCGUCGGUCUGCCGAUUGAUCAGGUUAAUUUUCUCAUAACACAAUUUAUUGCAUUAAUGCUGGCUGGAUUAUUGAGAUCAUCCCUUAGUCAUAAGGUAGUAACGCCAGCUACCAGACAUUACUUCGGUCUUACCAUUGGUCUCGCACUCGGAUACUUCUGUUUCGGCAGACAGGCGAUACAUUUGGUGGGUCUUUCUUUAUCCUGUUAUGCUGCAAUGAGAUUACAAAAUCCAAUUUGUAUGCAUAGGUCUGUUCUUAUCGUUGCGUUAACAUAUUUGUCUACUAUUCAUGUACAUAGACAACUCUAUGGUUAUGGCACGUAUACUCUAGACAUUACUGGUCCUCUCAUGGUGAUCACGCAAAAAGUAACGAGUCUAGCGUAUAGCUUACAUGAUGGAUUGGCCCGCAAUAAGGAGGAAUUAACACCAUUACAACAACAUCAAGCCGUCUAUACAAUGCCAACCGUGAUGGAGUACUUCAGUUAUGUCUUUCACUUUCAAGCUCUAAUGGCGGGUCCAGUAAUAUUUUAUCGUGACUUUAUCGACUUUAUACACGGGAAUCAUUUAAAACAUACUACUAAAUCGUUGACAGAUCAGAACAGUCAGAGUUUAGAAAGUAUUAAUGAGAUUACGUUGGAGCCAUCUCUGAGAAAAAUUGUUGUUAAGAAGGUGAUAGCCAGUUUAAUAUGUGCUGCUUUCUUCGUUUCCUUCCUUUCGAUGUUCUCGAUUCAAAGAGUAAAAGACAACGAAUUUUUAGAAGAGACAACAAUAUUAUACAAAAUAUGGUACAUAUACGUAUCGACUAUGAUGGUUCGUUUUAAAUAUUAUCACGCAUGGAUUUUCGCCGACGCCAUUUGUAAUAAUUCGGGACUUGGUUUCAAUGGAUAUACAGAAAAUAAUGAACCUCGUUGGGAUAAAUUCGCCAAUGUCGAUGUUAUUAGCUUCGAGACUUCGUUCAGCUUGAGAGACAGUAUAAUUAAUUGGAACAUGGGAACCAAUAGAUGGCUGAGAUCUAUCGUCUAUGAUAGAAUGAAACAUCAAAGAAUGAUAUUUACGUAUGCCUUAUCGGCUUUAUGGCAUGGAUUUUAUCCUGGUUAUUAUCUUACCUUUGCUAAUGGAGCUUACUUUACGUUAGUGGCUCGUAUUGUUCGACGUUAUGCUAGGCCAUACUUUUUGGGUUCGAAAAACUUGAAAUUAUUUUACGACGCAAUGACUUUUCUCGCAACGCGAAUCAUUAUAGCCUACAUAUCAUUCAGUUUCGUCCUGUUAGAGUUCCUACCAAGUAUUAAAUUGUACCUGUAUAUGUACCUGUUACCACAUUUCUUGGGAUUGGCUGCUAUAGUCAUUUUACCUCGUUUACCACGUCUUCCAGAGACGAGAACUACCGAGAAAAAUUCUUCCGAUUCUUCGAACGUUCGCAAUGGAAAUUUACACAAAACUAUGUGAGAAUGACGAAAGUAUCAUAAUAGUCAUUCCACAAAAUGACAUACACACACAUACACACGUACAUAUUUUUUAUUACUGUUUUUAAUACAUACGUACGAUAUUUAUUGUUAUAAACUGGUAGAAAUUCUAUAAUUGCAUGUGUAAUAAAAAAAAGUCAGACAAAUUAUAUAUAUAUAUAUAUAUAUAUAUAUAUAUAUAUGCGCGUAAAUU